This is a messenger RNA of Staurois parvus, 367 nucleotides long. The record is from the annotation of a GenBank genome assembly. NCBI's taxonomy places the organism in Eukaryota, Metazoa, Chordata, Amphibia, Anura, Ranidae.
GAUCUGCGGAUCACCGAUCUACAGAAAGAGACGAAGAUGUCGGCUCGGUCAUGUGAUCAGCUGUGUCCAAUCACAGCUGAUCACUGAUCAUCAGAGCACUGAUGAUCAGUGUGCCCUGAUGAUCAAUGUAGCCCCAGCAGUGCCAUCUGUCAGUGUCCAUCAGUGCCAGCUGUAAGUGCUCAUCAGUGCCAUGUGCCAGUGCCCAUCAUCAAUGCCACAUAUCAGUGCCCUACCAGUGCACAUCAAUGCCACAUAUCAGUGCCCAUCUGAGCUGCCUUUCAGUGUCACCCAUCAGUACCAGUCAGUGCUGCCUAUCAGUGCAGUCAGUGCCACACCUAAUAGUGCCAGUCAGUGCUGCCUAUCAGUG